AUGAAACGCGGCCUGCUGUACGCUUGCUGCCGGGAGCAGGGCUACAACAAGCUCGUCCUCGCCCAACACCUCGACGACCUCGCAGAGAGCUUCAUCAUGUCCGCCCUGCACAACGGCCAGGGACCAGUCUGCCACUUAGUACUGCUAUUACGUCUAGGCCGUGAGGGGCUUCGUCGAGACGGGCAUGUAGGUCGCUUUGUCUGCUUGCUUGUGGGAGGAAAGACGAAGUCAAUCUGGGUUGCGCUGUAG
Ectocarpus siliculosus is the source of this 249-nucleotide messenger RNA. The record is from the annotation of a GenBank genome assembly. Lineage: Eukaryota; Phaeophyceae; Ectocarpales; Ectocarpaceae.